ACAUUUUGCUAAGAAAAUUAACAUUGAAACUUAUUAGACUUUGGAGCUAACAACUAAUUUUAAAAAUGUAGAUCAACAAUCAUUCUUGCUCUUAGUUGUGAGUAGGGGAGUUGGGGACAAUGCGUGCGCAGUUAUCCUUGAGGAGAGGAGGGAAGAACGGAUUCAACGGAAACAUAUGGGGCCAACAGUUGGCAUCCAAGGUCGAAAACGCCUUGCAACAUGCGGCUUCGACAUUUUCGAAUUUUCCAGAGAAAAUUGAUUUGGCGAUCUCGAGCACACAUCCUUCAACAUUGAAGAGAGACGACCAACAUUUUACAAGAUCAAUGGGUGAGCCAGGUAGGAAAAUUCCUGGAACCGUUGGUGGUGUUUGCAUAUGAGCUACUCCUUGAGUGACAAAAAUGGCAACACAAAGGGAAACAAUUAAAGAGAUUGAGAGAAAAGUUUUGCUUGCCAUCUUUUUUUCUACCUUUUCUUUUUGGUUUUGUUUUAGACUUAGAUGCUUGGGAUGGUUUCGGGUAUAGGAAGAAACUUAGAAUUUAUAG
Messenger RNA from Arabidopsis arenosa, 542 nucleotides. Lineage: Eukaryota; Viridiplantae; Streptophyta; Magnoliopsida; Brassicales; Brassicaceae. The record is from the annotation of a GenBank genome assembly.